UUCCCCUGUUUCUCUACAAAAAUCUCUAACCGCUUUAGGUCUCCUAAUUUCUGAAUCUCAGAGAGUUUUCCGGUGAGAUGCAGCAGGAGAAUACCUCAUUUUCCGCCCUCACCACCACCGAUGCUUCGCCGGUGUGUUUCUCUCGGAGCAAUCUGUUUCUCUCAAAUUCGCCGGAUGAUUAUCUCAACUCCGCCGCCUCCAUUUACUCCUCGCUGUUUCAGAAUUACACUACAGACGCCGCCUCCUUCGACGUCGCCGAUUCCGAGCGCCGCUGCCAUGAUUCGAGCAGCAUCCUCGAGUACCAGCAGCUCUACAACCGCUACACACUCUGCUUAUCGCGGCUUCGCGAUUCUAUCGAGGAGGUUGACGCGCUCCGCCGCGAGAACGAUUCUCUCCGUGUCUCCAACGCCGAUCUAUCUCGUCGCGUCGCCUUUCUCUUCUCUCGCAAACGAUUGCUCUCUGAAUUCAACCAUCUCAGCGUCUCCUCUCCCCCCGCCGCUUCUCCGGUUCCCCUUCCUAUUCCUGUUCCGGUUCAUGUGCCGGCGCCGCAACCUCUCGCGGAAUGCAAUCGCUUCGAGCGGAGGACUCCAGAGAAGACCGUACUUCCGAAGAGCAUUUCAGUGCGUUCAAAAGGUUAUCUGAAGCUGGUGAAUAGAUCUGGCCGGGAAACGAAUGUCCAGAAAACAGUGAGUCAACCGUCUCCACCUUCGCAGAGGGUGUACGUGCCAGGGGCAAAGGAGGAAGAAGAUGCGUUGGAAUUCGACGUCUACAACCAAGGGAUGUUCAAAACUGAAUUGUGUAACAAAUGGGAAGAGACCGGCGCAUGUCCAUAUGGGGAAAACUGUCAGUUCGCUCACGGAAUCAAGGAGCUGCGCCCAGUGAUCAGGCACCCGCGCUACAAGACCGAGGUCUGUCGUAUGGUGCUUGCCGGAGAUGCCUGCCCUUACGGCCACCGCUGCCAUUUCCGCCACUCUCUUACUGAGGAGGAGAAGCUCAUGGCGGCUGGGCCCAUGAGAACACCACCACCACGCUGAUUGGUAUGUUCUAUUGAAACUGGAUUGGAUUUUUUGACAAGUGCAUAUCUAUAGCACUGGAUGACUGGAUGAUCACUUUCGUCGAUGUGGAAUGUUGCAAGAGAUUGAUUGCUUAACUAUAGAGAAUAAGGAUCGAAAAUCUUGGUCAAUUGUUAAUAUGGCAUGUAUACAUGCAGCAUGUUAGACUAAACUUGGUUAUCCAUAUUGAUAUAGCUAUUCUUGAAACUGGUAGUUAAUAAUACUACUACAAUCAUUCUUGUUACACCAUUUACUCUAGUUACAAUAGUUUAUUUCUUGCCC
Molecule: messenger RNA, 1334 nt
Organism: Salvia hispanica
Lineage: Eukaryota; Viridiplantae; Streptophyta; Magnoliopsida; Lamiales; Lamiaceae
Product: zinc finger CCCH domain-containing protein 15
Molecular function (GO): mRNA binding; metal ion binding
Source: RefSeq, a predicted model, not a curated record